AUGUAUCCGAUUGACGCUAUCAAGACCCGCAUGCAGGUCCUGAACCCCAAUCCCUCGGCCGUCUACAAUGGUGUGAUUCAAGGCACAUACCGCAUAGCCAGUCGCGAGGGCGUUCUGAGCUUGUGGAGAGGCAUGUCCAGUGUUGUUGCCGGUGCCGGUCCCGCUCAUGCUGUUUACUUCGCUACAUACGAAGCUGUCAAGCAUGUUAUGGGUGGCAACCAAGCUGGUGUCCACCAUCCUCUGGCUGCUGCGACCAGUGGUGCUUGCGCUACGAUUGCCAGCGAUGCGCUGAUGAACCCCUUCGAUGUCAUCAAGCAGCGUAUGCAGAUUCAAGGGUCGGCUAAAAUGUACCGUUCCAUGACCGAUUGCGCCAAAUACGUCUACAAGACUGAGGGGCUGGCGGCUUUCUACGUCUCUUACCCGACCACGCUCUCCAUGACGGUGCCCUUCACUGCCCUUCAAUUCUUGGCAUAUGAGUCCAUAUCGACGGCCAUGAACCCAAACAAGGGAUACGAUCCCACAACGCAUUGCUUGGCUGGUGGUGUCGCCGGUGGUUUCGCCGCCGCUUUGACUACACCGAUGGAUGUCAUCAAGACGAUGCUUCAGACCCGAGGAACUGCCACCGAUCCAGCAUUGAGAAACGUGAACGGAUUCAUGGCUGGUUGCCGGUUACUGUACGAGCGUGAGGGUUUCCGCGGUUUUUUCAAGGGCGUACGCCCCCGCGUUGUGACCACUAUGCCCAGUACGGCCAUUUGCUGGUCUGCCUACGAGGCUUGCAAGGCCUACUUCAUCUCCAAGAACGACAACCCCAACCCUUGA
Colletotrichum fioriniae is the source of this 819-nucleotide messenger RNA. RefSeq names its product Fe(2+) transporter (gene MRS4). The record is from RefSeq and is a predicted model, not a curated record. Gene Ontology annotation, molecular function: ferrous iron transmembrane transporter activity. Gene Ontology annotation, cellular component: mitochondrial membrane. NCBI's taxonomy places the organism in Eukaryota, Fungi, Ascomycota, Sordariomycetes, Glomerellales, Glomerellaceae. Gene Ontology annotation, biological process: iron import into the mitochondrion.